Messenger RNA from Guillardia theta CCMP2712, 177 nucleotides. RefSeq lists its product as hypothetical. Gene Ontology annotation, cellular component: box H/ACA snoRNP complex; box H/ACA telomerase RNP complex. The record is from RefSeq and is a predicted model, not a curated record. Gene Ontology annotation, biological process: snRNA pseudouridine synthesis; ribosome biogenesis; positive regulation of telomerase RNA localization to Cajal body. The annotation marks the transcript as partial. The transcript has 2 exons. Gene Ontology annotation, molecular function: telomerase RNA binding; box H/ACA snoRNA binding. Lineage: Eukaryota; Cryptophyceae; Pyrenomonadales; Geminigeraceae.
AUGCAUCUCUAUUAUUACCUGAACGAGCAAGGGAUGAGGCAGUACACGCUCAAGAAGCAAGACCCUGAUGGCAAUCCAACAGUUUCUGCGCACCCAGCUCGCUUCUCGCCUGACGACAAGUUCUCGCAACAAAGGGUCACCUUGAAGAAACGCUACAACCUCCUGCCAACCCAACAG